UCCUGAACAGCGGAACAGUCAAUUGAACACGGGAACAGCGCAAGGACGAGGGCCAGAGAGCCUUCUUGAGCUUCGAGGACUUUCGUAAAGGUUUCCGGGCGUGGUGGGAGCGGCGGCGGCGGCGGCGGGGCGUGAUGGCGGGCGGCGGCGGCGGGGCGGCGGCGGCGGCAGCGGCCCUCGCGUCGGAUAUCAGCCGCCGAAACCCGCAGGAUGAAUACGAGCUCAUCCAGCGCAUCGGGAGCGGGACCUACGGCGAUGUUUACAAGGCAAAACGUCUUAUUACAAAUGAGUUUGCGGCCAUCAAAGUCAUCAAGCUGGAACCAGGUGAUGACUUCACAAUCAUCCAGCAAGAAAUCCUGAUGAUGAAGGACUGCAGACACCCAAACAUUGUUGCUUACUUUGGGAGUUAUUUACGGAGAGACAAACUCUGGAUAUGCAUGGAAUUUUGUGGAGGCGGAUCCCUGCAAGACAUAUACCAUAUUACUGGACCUCUUCAAGAGCGUCAGAUUGGUUAUAUGUGCAGGGAGACAUUGCGAGGGUUGGAGUAUCUCCACCGAAUGGGUAAAAUGCACAGAGAUAUAAAGGGCGCCAAUAUCUUACUAACGGAGAAUGGUGAUGUGAAGCUGGCUGACUUUGGUGUGUCAGCUCAGAUCACAGCCACCAUAAGUAAACGAAAGUCUUUCAUCGGCACACCAUACUGGAUGGCACCAGAGGUUGCAGCAGUGGAGAGGAAGGGUGGCUAUAAUCAACUUUGUGAUAUUUGGGCUGUUGGAAUUACGGCCAUUGAGUUAGCUGAACUCCAACCACCUAUGUUUGACCUUCAUCCAAUGCGUGCCCUUUUUCUCAUGUCCAAGAGUGGCUUCAAGCCCCCAACGUUAAAAGACAAGGCAAAGUGGACGCAAAAUUUCCAUCAUUUUGUUAAACUGAGUCUAACAAAGAACCCCAAGAGACGUCCAACUGCCGACAAAUUACUCCUUCACCCUUUUGUGGCGGCUGACCUUCCCAAGUGGCUGGCUGUUGAAUUGUUACAGAAAGCUCACAACCCACAGCAUUCAUUCCCUCCUGAAUUAGAGAUUGAUGAGGAAGGGGCAGUCACAAAUGUUCCUCAGAGAAUAACCUCAAGAACUCCUGCACGACCUAAGCAGAGAACUAAGUCAGAACUGCACAUGGAAUCUGUCAACUUUGGUGCUCCACUAGUCACAGAAUUAAAUGCAGAGCCACCUCCAGCCAGGUACCAGGGGGCAGGGCAGCCAUGGGACCCAGCCAUGGAGGAGGGAGAAGUAUCACUUGACAACCAUGACGUUGCAUCCAUGUUGAUGGAGAGUGAUCCUGAUAAUGACGUAAAAACCAAUCUGACCUGGACCCAGUCACUCCCUGGAGCACGGAGGGGCAGAGUGGGGCACAGGGACCCAACGGCUAAUGGCCCCAGUGAGAAUGGUGGCUAUUUGAGACUAGAUAUGGACAGCAGCGAUAGAGACUAUGCAAAUUUACCUCCCCUUGAUCUCUCUUAUCACUCUGACCUGAGUUACUAUGACCCCCCCAAUGCCAUGAACACCUCCUAUGGUUCCAACCAGCAACCACAGAGGGCUGGGAGGAGCUUUGAGUUAGGCGAUGGGGGCAUCCAAGAUUCGUUCACACACGACUACUACUUAAAUAAUCACUACAGUCAACGAGAGAUAGACAAUAAGCACUCAUACCUUGAGGGUAGUAAUGGUUACUCAGUUCCCGACAGUGAUAACAACGAUUACAUGACAACCUCAUUCAUUUUGAAGGAGGAGGAGGUUCCCUACCAUGACCCAACCUGUACAGUUGCUGACUGUCAGAGACCUAGUUGUCUGAUCCCGGACUAUUGUGAUGACACGACAAUACCAUACCGUUCCCUUGCCCCAAAAGACCAAUCCGACCAAGGGACCGAACGCCCCACUCGGUCCCGAUCCCAUUCGCGACACCACAAAAGACACCGGCACCGUUCGAAGAGUGACAUGGGCUCCUUGAAUGGCCCUCAACAAGCCCCCCCCUCCUUCCGGGAUGCCCAGGAAGGCCCUCCCGCGAGUGAGGCGAUGUCCGACACUCUCAGAAGGGAGAAACGGCCCCUCUCUGGCUCAGACGUGCUGCGAAUGUCUCCAAGGAGCCUAUUGCAGUAUAUUGAUGAAGAGUUGCGAAUGAGGGGUCACAGCGAUCGUCUCUCUGACUUGGACGUGGACAUGACCUACUCCUCGCAAGCAACCCUGCCGGUGGGUAUGGAUGAUACCUCCCUAACUGAAGCUAGUCAGGCCCUCGACAAGGCCAAUCAUAACAGCAGGUACAGCCAGUCAUCAUCACCGGGACGGGAACGAGGGCAUGCAAGAAGACAUUCCAGUGCUGAUGCUCACCAGGAAGAGGGGGAAGAGCUCACAGACCAGACUGCCACUCUUACCCUGACAUCGGCAACAGCACGCCAGAGAGCUCAGAGUGACAGCCAGCAUGAUCGCAGACGAGAUGGUUCAAAAGAGAAUGGGCAAGCAGGGAGUGGAGGAGAGGAGGAUGGAAGUGGCACACCCCCUGUUCCACCUCGGAGAAAAGAUAAACGGAGACACAACACACCUCCGAGACCUCAGUCGAAUGGCCUCCCACCCACCCCAAAAGUCCAUAUGGGAGCUUGCUUUUCAAAGGUGUUUAAUGGUUGCCCACUACAUAUCCACUGUACUGCCUCCUGGAUACACCCAGACACUCGAGACCAGCACAUACUGAUUGGAGCAGAGGAAGGGAUUUACACAUUAAAUCUCAAUGAGCUACAUGAAGCAGCCAUGGAACAGCUGUUGCCUACCAGAACUACUUGGAUGUUUGUCAUAAAAGAUGUGCUGAUGUCCAUAUCAGGAAAAGGUCCCUAUCUCUAUCGGCACGAGUUGAUUGGUCUUCACAAUCGACAUUUGCACAAGUUCUCGCUUCCCAUGAAUAAAAUCCCAGAAAAGUUCUUGCCAAGAAAAUAUGCAAUCACAACUAAGGUUCCGGAUACGAAAGGGACUUUGCGAUGCUGUGUAGGCCGUAAUCCCUACAAUGGCUACAAGUACCUGUGUGGCGCAACCAGCUCCUCUCUGUACCUGAUGCAGUGGUAUGACCCUCUUAACAAGUUUAUGCUGCUCAAGCAAAGUGAGUGCUACCUGCCUCAUCCUCUAAGAGUAUUUGAGAUGGUGAUCACGCCAGACCUAGAGUAUCCCCUCAUGUGUGUUGACGUCAACCGCAGCUACGGCUCGGAAGACAUCUUACGCCACAACCUCAUAAACCUCAAUACUGGCACGACUUGGACCCCUGAAGAUGACGAUGACAUGGAUGGAAUGGCUACUGUGGUCCCCCGGCAUAAUUUAAAUGUAAAAAAUGUCACGCAAAUUGAGAAGGAUGCCAUUCUAGUCUGCUUCGAAAAUGUUGUAAGAGUAGUUAAUUUACAAGGGAAGAUUAAGGAAAGAAAAAAACAAACAUCGGAACUUAAGUUUGAUUUCAACAUUGAUUCCAUAGUGUGUUUAACGGACAGUGUGUUAGCAUUUCAUGAGCAUGGGAUGCAGGGUCGAAGUUUCAAGAAUGGGGAAAUCACACAAGAGAUUAUCGACAACUCUCGACUCUUCAGGUUACUUGGCUCUGACCGAAUCAUCACACUGGAGAGCCGACCGUCAUCAAUGUUGGAGCCAAGUAGUGCAGCCUCAGGGGAGAACCAGGGCGUCAAUUUGUACAUUCUUGCUGGACAUGAAUCUAGCAUGUACUGAGCUGUCCUCUGAUGGCUGCUGCAACAGUGAGAGCAAGAUACAACGAGAAGAGCAAGGGGUGCAAGUGGCUUGAGUGAGCGUGGCUUAAUGUUCGAGGAAAUAAGAAUGUGCUUGGACUAGUGUUUAGGGUACCAGAAAGGGACACCCUGCAAUCUCUUUAGAGUCCAGAUCUUGGUGUAGAGAUGCGUGUGUGAUAUACCAAGGUACCAGGUACUAUUUUCCUUAAAAAGACGAAAGAAGAGAGUUGUCUUAAAGGAAAAAAGACAGUGAGAGAAUUCAAUGGUUGAGACAAUAGAAGAGUGCUUUUAAUUGGUUUAAGUCUGCCCGGAUACCUGAACUUUUGUGUAUUUUAAUUGAAUUUUGCCUCGAUUAUGACUUCCUGGAUUGCUCAGAGUGAGAAAUGGAAAUUCCUUUUUGACAGGAUUUAUAGCUACCAAAGAGGUGAGUGACUUCUAAAACACAGAAGAAAAAUAUAUAUGUACCAAUAAAUACAAAAAGGUUCUAUAUUAUAGCUAAAAGCUUAUCAUUCACAACCAGCACACAUAUUAUGGAAGUUUAAUUUUCAAUUUAUAGAAAAAAAUUAUUGUUGUUAGAACAAAAAUAUUUUAAAGAAUAAUAAAAUGAAAUGGAGAAAAAAUUCAGAGGUUUAAACAGCCAUUCUGCUGAUAAAAUUGAUAGGAAGCAUACAGAUUCUGUAUUAUCUGUGUUGAAGGAAAGUGAUAGUUAAAACCCUGCUUUAAUUCAGAAAUUAUACUACUUUUGAAAUGUUGAAUCUCCUAAAUACAAGGAUGAGGGAAUCACUAAUCCCAAACAGACCUGCAGUAUUUGCCAUAAUGAUAAGGAACUCCAGUGAACUUUCAGUGAAAAUUUUAAUCAUAUUUUGUUUAGUAUUUAUAUAUUUGGAGCUUUGUUUUAAGACAUUUAUCAGUUAGACUGCACUCUUGUGCAAACUAUACAGAUUGUUCUAAGGUUGUCCACAAUUGGCUAUACUACAAUGCACCAGGCAGGAAAAAGGGUUUAAUUUCAUGCAAAGAAUGCUCCAUGUUUUGGUGAUUGCAGCAGAUAUGAUAUUUAUGGUGAAAUCUAGCCCUCAAAAGGCCUAAAAAUUGUGGCUUUAGUCCAUAACUGAAAUACUGAUGAUAUUUUAAGGACUAAAUUCCAGUCUUCUUAGUGGCUCAGGACAGUUUUUAUGAAUGUGUGUAUAAAGAGAGAAUUUUUACGAUAGCUGUAUUAGUCCAUUCUUUGCAGUGCAUGACAGGACAGUGUGAAAUCUUUGCACAGUCAGUGAUUAGCUCUGUCCUCUUCAAUUCAUGCCAAUAAGUUCUUCAUACUGUUUUAAGGGAAACUCAAUCAGCAUAGGGCUGUAUGCUCAGUACUAGAAUGUAACCUUGUUUGUUGUAUGUACAUCCAGGUGAGAACCUCAUGUCCAGAUUGUAGUAUGUCCAAGGUGUACCCAGCAGUGUUGCAGUGUAACAGUAUUUCAAUAGUACCAGUAUGCUGUAGAUCUAAUUUUAAUGGCUGUAAAUGUUUAACAAAAACAUUUACAUGCGAGUUGUUAGACAGAAAGAACUUACGAAGGCAAAGCUGUUUUAUUUUUGUUUUUGUUUUUGUUUUUUCAAGAAAAAUGAAAUCCUAUGGAGUUAGUAAAUUUCUGUAAGCUGAUCUUGUAUCUGUCCAAAGCAUCAUAUUUCCUGGCUCACAAGAUGUGAACAUCAUGCAUUCAUCUUUCUCCCAAAGGAAACAGAGAGUAGCUCUUUCACUUAUUUAACUAUGCAUUGAUAAGUAAUAAUCAGUAUUUUAUGGGAUGACAAUUCCUUUAUUUGAGUGAUAUAUUUAAAGAGGUGUGCUGCUGUCUCUCUUUCUGCAAAGCCUAGCUUUUUUUUAUUUCUUUAGUAUGUAUAGACAUUUUAACAGCAGGAAAACAGUGCAAAACAGUGAUAUAGUGAGUGCAUGGGUCUGAGAUUGAGAACUUUGAAAUCACUGAAUGUCUUGUUAUUAACUUAGAAUGUUUUGCAAAAAAUAAGUAAACAGAUAUUGGAAAUACUCCAGAUCAAAGCAGUUGUCUCCAAGACAAAAACUGUAGCAUUGCAAGUUGAAGUUGUGAAACUCUAGAAUAGGCUGAAAGUAUUGAUGAGUCAGGCAGCCAUAUGAAAUGUAUAUUUCAUGGCCUUUGUACUUGGUUUUGAUCAGAGGAAUUUUGUGUUUUAAAUGUAUUCAAGUAAAUUAAAUGUGACAUACAUUUUCUGAAAGGUUCAGGGUGCACCUUAUUUUUUACUGGAUAUAAGGAAAUUUCAGGAUGAUCGGGGAAGGGAACUGCUGUUAAAGUGCACGAAGACUGGUAUAUUCUGUGGUGCUUGUGGAGGUUAAACAAGAAAAUGAGAGUGAAAAAGCAAGGAAGAUAGAGAUUGCUGUCUGUUUUUAAAUGAAACAUUUAUUGACAACACAAAAGGCGACAUCUGGCAUAGGCGAGAUGAAAAAAAAUUAAGGUAAACUGUUUUAAAACGGGUUGGUAAAAUAGCACUUUAGAUUUGAAAAAGAUCAUAGUAGUACUUGGCUCUUGACAGUAAGGAAGGAGAAUUAGCAUUUUUAUGUAUGCCCAAGUUUUUUUUUUUGUGUGUGUGUGUGUGUGUGUGUGUGUGUGUGUGUGUGUGUGUUUGUUUUUGUGUUUUUGUGUGUGUGUGUCUGUCUGUCUGUCUGUCUGUCUGUCUGUAAGUAUUGUACACUUACAAGGGUGUUUGAUGCUCUGUUUCAUUUGGGUUUAUUUUUUUCUGGCUGUUGUGUACAUGUGAAGGUUAGAGAGUGAGUGAAUGGAGGAAUGUUUCACAGCUCAAGCUUUACAAAAUAGUUAUAAGUGUGAUGUCUGAUUUUUUGUUUUAGGGAAUAGUAUAGGUUUGUCUUGUGUGCACUUAUUUUUUCCUUGUUCUUUUUGUCACUUUUUUUUCCUUACAUUGUGAAACUCGUUAUACGAAGAAAUAGCAGAGAUUACUUCUAGUGAGAGGUAAAAGAAAGGAAAGAAACCAUUCCCUCUAGUUUGUAAGAUCUUCACAACUCUAAGCUUAUGAACUUUCUUCCAUUUAUGCAGGAUUUGAUUCUAGCUUCUAUUAACAGCAUUGAAUAUAAUUUGGUCAGAUUCCAUUUAUCUGUAUAUCAUACUUUAAUCCUUGACGGUGUUGGGAGCAGACCAUUAUAUAUAUCAAGGGUAAAUGUGGAGUUCAUGCUCUGGGUAUCUGAUAUAGAAGAAAACGUAGGUCAGUCGUAUCUGCUGUUGACCCACAGUGAUGUGCGUACUGUUGUUUGAAAUAACAAAGAAUUUUCUAACGGGUUAUAUGCUAUGUAUAAUUUUGUAUUACUUGAUAUUACUAUGUUACCGACAUUUUUUGUGAUUUAAAUUCUUGUCAUAUAUAUAUAUAUAUGUGUAUUACCUGCAUGCCCUUGUCUGAUUGUGUUGUACUCCAUAUCCAUCAUAGAAGUUUAGCUUUUCAUUACAGUUUAAGCAUUGAAGUUCAGUAGAUUUUUUUUUUUUUUUUUUUUUUUUUUUUUUUUUUUUUUUCCAUUGAUAUAUAUCAUUUAUAUUGGAGUGAAGUCAUGUGUACUUAAUUGAUUGCUCAUGCUAUCCACCUUGGUUUGAUAUUGGUGCUUGUGGUGUGGUGUUGGCUAGGCUGAAGUCUUGGCUCGGUGACAGACAUUGUAAAGAGGAAACUACAAGAUACACUGUAGAAAGGAAACUAUGAUAGACUCUGUCCCAGAUGCAAUAUUCCUAGCAAUUGUUACUGUAAAACAUUUUGUUGAUUUGAUUACAUUGAGGGAGUGCUUGGUAAUGGUCUAACAAUUAAGAUAUGGUACCUUCAUAGUAGGACCACACAAAUCAAAACAAAGUGUAGUGGCUUACUCAUUCCAAAUUGUUUGUGUGUAUACAUCACAGCAAAUUAUAUGGAAAAACUGAAAUAGCAAAUUGGAAAUAUGUGGUACUUAUUUGAUGUUAGAACUAGAUAAUCAAAAUCUUAGAAGUCUUACGCAUGACUUGAAAGGUUAGAUUAAGAUAUGAAGGGAAAACUUUACCACAGUGGUAAUAAAACUUUAGUUCUGAUGUAGUGCCUUGAAUGUACAGUUUAAAAGGUUUUGUUAUAGUGUUAUUUUUUUUUUUUUUCCUUUUUUUUUUUUUUUUUUUCCUUUUUUUUUUCCCCCAUACCCAAACCCCCACCCCACCCCACCCCAAAGAGAGGAGAUAUCAUUUAUCAAGCUUUUCAUAUAUAGUUACAAAAAUCUGGUACAUAAGGUUAUGAAUACAGUAGCUUGUCCACAGGGCUGUCAAAGAUUACAAUAUGCAUAUCCAAGAAAAAAAAGAAAAAAAAAAGCCCAGCAAAAUGUAUUCAUUGCAUCAGCGACCGCAUGAUUUAACAGUUGUGAUAUGUAUUUAGAAAGAUUUUUAGCUUCUUGUAGGUAGCAUUCACACAAAGAAUUGCUGUAUCAAAAUGGGUACAUGAGACUGGAAGUGACUUCUCAUGCAGCAAUGUACUCACCAGAAAAUCUUCCCCAUAGUACUGUUCCCUUUUGCAUGAAAACAGUGGCAAGGCAUUUAUUGUGGGCUUACCCAAACACACAAUGAUGUGUUCCUAGAUUAGGAUUAUUGUCAUUUUCCUGUCUGGAAAUAGGUUCAGAAACCAAUGAAAGUAAAAUUGGUUCUUGUAUAUAUAUAUAUUUAUAAACAACUUAUGUAAAUUGAUAAAUUUUUUGUACAUAGAGACUAGGUGAAGACAGGAGUGGAUGCAGCACCUGAGCUGACUGCUUCUUCACUCUCCCAAGCUUUAAAGUGGACCCCUCAUGCUUACCAGAGGCUACCAACCUCUCCCAUUAUAUCUAUCUAGCUUCUAGCUCCACACAGCUACCCCACCUCAUAUCCAAUGUUCGUUUCUAUUCUUUACGUAGUCACAUAUUCAAAGCGAGUAAAGUUGUUUGAGUCUGUGAAGAGUACUGGAUAUGGAUGUCCAUCUUGUAGAAGCACACAAGUGUUAAUGGAUCUAAGGGUGCCAGACUGUGUGCAUGUGAAAGCAGUAACAUCAUUGCAGUUUAACCAAAGAAAGCAUACCAUUGCAUUCCAUGUCACAUGCAGUUUGGCAUCAUAUUGUAUUUAUUUUAAGUAUAAUUUCCAUACAACUACCAUCAUGAAAACCAAACAGUCUCAUCCGUGGUGCAGAGGGCUUUAUCUAUUUGCAAAAUUUUUACAGAAAUAAAAUGAAGGUUAACCUGUUUCCUGUGUUUAUUAUUACUGUGUUGUGUUUGCACUUGAAAAUAUAUAUAUAUAUUGAAAAAAAAGUAAAAGUUGGGUAUUUCACAACAGUAGGUGGUUUAUUUGUACAGUUUAUUGCCAGUGAGGUUGUAUAUUAUGAAGCAAGAUUGAAACAAGUAUCAUAUAAGUAAAUAUAGAAUAAAAUUGGUGUGAUGAAAAACCUUAAUGUUUUUAAUGAUUACUUCAAGAAAUGUUUAUUUCUUUGGAAAUCCUCAAUUUUAUAUAUCUAUAUAAAAGCCUUUUACAGUUUUGAUAUUAUAUAUGUAAGAAAUCAACUUGUAUAUAAAAAGUGAUACAAAUCUUCAGACUUCUCUUAAUCAUCAGUACAUUGUUGAGGAAAAAAGUUUUGGAUCGGUGAUUGUCAGUUUUUGAUGGCUUAAAUGCAUACAGGUAAGAAAAAUAUUAAUUGUGUCAGGUGAUGAGGGGAUUAUUUGGUUUGGGUGGUGUAAGUUCAUGGUUACCACGAGUUCUUAAAUUUAUCAAAUUUUACUAAUGAUACUGAUUCUAUUCAUCAAGUUAGAGGAGCAUGUCCCUUGUAAAAAGAAUAUGGUAAUUUCAGUGAGGAAGAAAACAAAAAAAAAAAUAUGACCCAGAUGAUUAGGCUAAAAGGAAAAUCAGUACCCAUUCUGUCACUCGGCUGGCUCUGAAAUAUGUCAGAAGUAGAAAGCUAGCAGAUUUUGAUCUCGGUCGUUUGUGCAAUACUUCAUUUCUCUUGGUAAAUUAGAUAGCUGGAGCAGAAUCUAAUUUUGCAAAAGAAGAUAACGAAUUUUUGAAAUAUGGUUUGUUAACCCCUAAAGGUUGGCAAAAAAAAAAAAAAAAAAAAAAAAAAAUGUUUUGAUAGUCAUGCAAAGUUGGGAAUGGGAGCUUUAGAUAAUUAAAGCACUUCUUUUGGGCAACUUUCCAUCUCUUGUCUAUUGUGCAUAAAGGACUAAAUGAUGGUUACAGUAUUGCAUUCUUAAAGGGUUGAAUAUUUCCUGUUAACUUUGCUACUUUUUCUUCUUAAUUCCUUUCUCCUCUUCAAUUUUGUGUCUAUAUCAGUCCAAACACACAAUGUGUGUGUAUAUUCCCAACUGUUAUAUAAUUGGUUAUAAAGAAGUGCUAGAGUUUAUAAAAAGUGAUCAGAUCUGGGUAGUGGUUUAAAAUUUGAAUUUCAUGGUAGUCAGACAAGAUAUUGUAUCAGUUGUUGUUCAAGGCAAAGAAGUUGCUGUUGAUUCUCCAUUCUAUCUCAAGUGUUUAUUUAGAAAAAAAUCUCUUCCGAAAGUGAAUCACUGUAUUAUCCAUGAUGAUGAUUUGUUAAUCUAGCUGGCUAGGAUUUAGGAUAGCAAAAGGGGUUAACCUCUCUGAAGGGAAUAGUUGAUUUUUUUAAAAUUGUUUUUAAUAUCCUGUUGAAAUGUGUAGGUUCUGUCAGCCUUUCAACAUAAACAUUGUGAUAUUUGAGGAAGAUAGGAAGGAACUUCAGUCAUAUUAAUUGGUAUAUUGUUCUGUAAUGGGGUCAUGUAACUUUCAUAUACAUUUGUUGUAACUCUCAAGAAGUUAUGGAAAAUUGUCAUUACUCUUAAUAGUAAAAUAAACUUGAUUAACUUCAUAUUACCAUAUUUUUAUUCAGAAGGCUAUGGUGAUAGUCAGUCGAUUCAAGUAAAAUUAGAAAAUGAAUUGCCACAGAAGGAUGAUUCACAUCUAAUAAAUGAAAAUUCAGACAAUAGGCAAAACAGAAAUAUCAAAUGGUAUUUAAUGUUAUCCUAAUCAUAAAGAGUGUCUAUAAGUGCUUGUCUGGAUUGAGUGCUGAUGGUAAAGGUUGACAUUGUGAUUAAACGUGUAGUUUUGAAAACUGUGCUUUAUUUUUUCCAGAGAAUUUUUUUUUUUUUUUUUUUUUUUUUUUAUGCAUAAUGUUCAUUUCCUAGUUGAGUGAGUACCACAUUAGCUUAUCAAUUAUUUAAAGAAAUUAUUAUCAGGGGUGUUACUUUUGCUUUUUAGUUUGAUAUUUCAUGCUAUUAACCAAAGCAUACCGCACAAAGUGUUGCUAAUUACUCAGCAGUUUUAAUAGUAAUAUUUUCCUUUUCUUUUUUUGUGUAUGAGAAAAAGUAAAAAGAAAAGUUGGCUGUGUUAAAGUACUAUAUAAGGGGAAUAGAUUAAUCAAAACCGCAAUUUAUAUUCCACCAGUUUUUUUAAGUUCGACGAGGGAAUAUAUGGCCAUUAUAUGUUAGACUACGGAGACUGCGCGUAUCUUUGGCAGCCGCACCGACAAAGUGCGUCUGGAGGCUACGGCAUGUCACAGUAAUCUGGAGUUGUGUGGGCUGGAGGUUCUUCAGUAGCUCUUGUUUUACCCAGUGUACUGUAUAUACCCUCUUCCAUACAUUAUACAGUAUACCUUAUUCUUAAUGAUGAAGCACAAUAAAGUAUAUUGUAUUUAUUUUAA
This is a messenger RNA of Penaeus chinensis, 11440 nucleotides long. It is a transcript of the gene hppy, whose product is annotated as mitogen-activated protein kinase kinase kinase kinase 3-like. Gene Ontology annotation, biological process: protein phosphorylation. The record is from RefSeq and is a predicted model, not a curated record. Bases 135 to 3737 code for a protein of 1200 amino acids. The transcript is spliced from 23 exons. Lineage: Eukaryota; Metazoa; Arthropoda; Malacostraca; Decapoda; Penaeidae. Gene Ontology annotation, molecular function: ATP binding; MAP kinase kinase kinase kinase activity.